UGAUGGCCCAUCCCUUUUAGGUGAAAACUUGAUGGGCUUCAUUACCCUUGUGUCCGAAGCUAGCUCUGACGAUAUCAAGCUCAUGUAAGUGCUGCUUUUCAAUUAUUACUUUCCUUGUUUAUUGACAUUGACGCAAACAAACAAACCAAAUUAAAUUAAUAUAGUUGCGCCAACAUGAUGGGUGUCAUUUGCAUCUUUGGAUUCUUCUUCAUGUGCUUUGAUGAUUUCUCUGCACAAGUUUUACUGGAAGUCAAUGUCUCUCAGCUUUGGAUGUAUCUCCAUUUCCCGCUGCACUUGUGCCAAGUCGCUAUGGGUAUAGCCUUGCAGGACGUUAUCCAUAUUUAUGGUGAACAUUGGGAUUAUCUAGGAGUUGGAUGCUCUGCCAACACGGAGAGCGGUGUUGAAGUGGCCACAGUAAGCAAUACCACACAGCUUAUGCUGCAUGCCAGUGGCCGUGCGCUCAGCUUGUUACAGGCCCUAACAAUGGAGGCUCCUGCAGAGGGUGGAACUACGACCAGUUCUGAAAGCACCAGUUCGGCAGCAUCUGAAGCUGAAGAGUGCCUCAACAUUGAUUUCGUCUUCAAAACCUUCUUGAUAUCUGCUGGCCUUGUCUUGAUAGUUAAUGCACUCAUUAAAUUGAUCAACACUCCAGUCAACUCUCGUUGGUCAAAGUACAUUUGUGCCAGUAGAGCGAUCAACGCCAUUGUUUUCUUUGGAUUGACCCAAGCCGUACAUCGCAUUAACUCCAUUGGUCUCCUCGGUCUGCUCACUGGCUGCCUCCUAUUUCAAUCUGCCGUUGAUCUACUCGAUUAGCGUGGACGGACCAUAAAAUUACAAUCAUUCCAAAAUUCCCAGCUUGGCUAAAAUCAGCCCUUAGCUUCGUUACGAUACCCGUAAAAAUUAGCUUCAUCGAUAUAUACCUUAAGUCCAUAAACCAUAAAUUGUUAAAUGUCGUAAUUCAAAGGAUGAGGCUGUGUUUGAAAAUUCUACCAAGCCAUCAUCAUACAGAU
Messenger RNA from Umbelopsis ramanniana AG, 1010 nucleotides. RefSeq lists its product as uncharacterized. NCBI's taxonomy places the organism in Eukaryota, Fungi, Mucoromycota, Umbelopsidomycetes, Umbelopsidales, Umbelopsidaceae. The coding region runs from base 175 to 813 and encodes 212 amino acids. The record is from RefSeq and is a predicted model, not a curated record. The transcript is spliced from 2 exons.